Molecule: messenger RNA, 2636 nt
Organism: Vicugna pacos (alpaca)
Lineage: Eukaryota; Metazoa; Chordata; Mammalia; Artiodactyla; Camelidae
Source: RefSeq, a predicted model, not a curated record
UGAGAAUUUAUUGCUUUUAGUUUUAGGUGUGGAUCAUGACUUAGGGGCCCAAAUUUACAAUCUAGAAUUCAUAGAGUUUUGGUAUUUUAAUUUGGUCUCUUGGCCUGUAUUUAUGGGGCCUGGGGACUUAUUUUGGGACCUCUGAGUGCUCAAAGGAUCACCAUGGGGAAAAUGAGGCUGCCUGUCACACUGCAUUCCUCCUGGAAUCCCAGAGGUUACUAAUAAUUCUUUCUUUUUCCCUCUUUGCAGAUGUGGGGUUCCAGCAAAUACCUAUGCUCCCCUGAACGGCCCAGAGCCAGUUCCCUGAGUCUCAGUGACAGGUAUACCAGAUUCCAUUUUGGAUGUCUUAACCAAAACCAGCUCUUGCCUCAAAACAGGAGGCAGAGGAAAAAUCACACCAGCAAACUGCAAGAGCUGGCAUUGUUGCUACCCGUGGCCCUGAGGACAGGUACCAAGAAACUCACCAAGAAGGAGAUUCUGCUGCACGUCCUGCACUACAUUCAGUACCUCCAGAGAAGCAUCGAUGUGGCCAAGGCCUUGCUCAAAUUCCACACCACCAAUGGGGAAGGUGGACUUGGGGGGCUGGGCCGGAAGCCCGCCGCAGGCCCAGCAGGGCGGAGACACUCCACCCCAUCUAGCUCUCCACGCUCUUAUAAGUCUCAUCUUCAGGGAGCCUGCCUGAAACCUCGGAAGAAGAAGGCAGCCCGAGUGUCAGAAGGCCAGACCCAGGCCCAGAACCCUCGUCGCUGUCUGGCCUUGGACAAGCCUGAGAAGGAGGUGACCCCAUCCCCAGACCAGAAAGAAAGAAACGUGGUGGGAACCACCACCCCUCCAAGAUGCCCCGACUCCUACAGUCACCCCAAGGCUGCGUCAUCCCUGUCUCAAGGUGACAGAAAGGGAGGAUGAUUCCAGUUGACAUUGCUGGAUAUGGCUGAGAACAGUGUCCUCUGUGACAUCUCAAGCUGCUGGGGCAAAAACAGUGCCCAGGACGUGCAGCCUUACCCUGCCUUCAAGGGCCAGCAAGGGGCUGAGAGGACCCAUUUUCUCAACAGGACACAGAAUUGCCCCAGGCAGACGCUGGUAUUCUACGACUCCAGUGAGGAGGUGGACAAGGAGUCCCUAGAUGCCGACCCUUGGCUUCCUGCCUGGAUCCUGGAGGGCAGCCCCCAUGGGAGCCCACUGGCCUUGGGGCCUCCACAGAUGGAGACCUGGAGUGUGACAGGCCACCCGAGCGAGAUCCUAGGGUUCAGCCCCUCCCUCUUCAGCUCGCCAGGGAAACUGCUGCCAGAACAGAUCUUGGAGGACGGCACUGAGUACCUGACCCAAGCUCUCUUUGAAGAAGCAUUCUUAAAUCCUGAGUCUCCACCUUCUGCCUGCAUGCUCGAGGUACCACAGGAGAAGGACACACCCCCUGAGGCUUGGGAAGACCUUCCUGACUCCCAUAGCCUGUGUCAGUCCUCGAUCUCAAUGGACCGCUGCUACCUCUCGCUGAGUGAGAACAGCAAGGAGCCAUCUAGCCCCAGCUCGGAGGACAGAGACUCAGAUUUGGGGUGGAGGCAGCAGGAGGACACUCAGGCUGACCUCAAGGGCCUGCAGUCCUCCAGUGAAGAGGACGGGGACUACACAUGGACCCCAACCCGGAGGGCCUCAACUCUGCCUGCAGCUGGAAGGAAGGCCAGGAAGGGCCAGGCGGGCAGGGGCCCUGUGAAGCCCAAGGAAAGCAAGAAAGCCCCCUGCCUCACCCAGACGAAGAAGAAGUGUGUCAAUGGCUUCAUCAUGUUCUGCAGGAUGAACAGGAAGCAGUACAUCCGAGCCUGCCCUGGGACUGCAUCCACCACUGCCACCAAGGAGCUGGCCCAACUCUGGCGGGUGAUGACCCUGCAGGAGCGGAGACCAUACUGCAUCAAAGCACGCAGGUUCAGCCGCCAGCACAACCGCAUCGUGAAGCAGGACAGCUCCAGCAGCGAUGAUGAGGACUGGGGGACCCCCAAGCCAUUCUACCAGCUGCUGGCCGAGAAGGCCCGCUGCUCCUCAGACCCUGCCUCUCUGCUGCCUCCUCACCACAUGUGAGGGCGACCCCACUGUGGUCUCCCGCCCACCCCUACCUCCUGCAGCUCUCCUUUGAAAACAGGAGCCAGUGAUAAAGAGGUUGUCCUAUCCUGGGCCUCAGCCCCACUAAUGCAGUUCUCCUUGGUGAGGUCCCCCAGGGCUAGGGGUGCCGUAUUUACUGACCCCAAUGCUUUGUGCAUUUGCCUUACACGGGGGCAGCCUGAACUUCACCUGCCUGCCUUCUGCCAACCUUCUCACAACCCCUUUCUACCCCAGGGGCCUCUCCCAGGAGCUGCAGGGUGGAGGCAGGAGCCCUGAAUGAAAUGCAGGGAAGUGAAGUUUUCCCCUGCCCUUCCUCCGCCCACCCCAGAAUCAAAUGGUUUCAACCCUGUUCAGUCUCACCUCACUCUACUCCUCCCAACCUGUUCUAUUUAUAGAUUAUCUAUUGUUUUCAACAAAAUAAAGUAGAAACAUUGUUACCAGCAAGAGACAAGGCAGGCUCCCAGGUGCCCUGCUUCCUCAGCCCUGGGAAGCACUCCUUCCAGGCCCAUCAGUUUGAAAGAAACCCCACUGUGGGAACCUUCUCU